CCGCGGUGCUGACUCUGGCUCAGACGCAGCGGCAAGAAGGCGCGGGCAGAGCCAUGGCCCCGGGGGGCCGUUAGUGCGGGCUGGCCCGGCUGGGAGCCGCUCCGAUACCGCUGCUGCCGCCGCCGCCCCCGCCUCCCGGGGCGCCCAGGCCCCGCCGCUGCGGGAGAGGUGUCUGGAGAGAGAGCUGAGCCUGCUUCCUGGGCCCCUAGGCCCCUCCCACAAUGCCUGUCGCUGGUCUCCUCCUCUGGGCUUCCCUACUGACUGGGGCCUGGCCAGCCACCCCCACCCAGGACCUCCUCCAGGCCACACCCCGGGUCCGGCUGUCCUUCAAAGAGCUUAAGGCUACAGGAACCGCCCACUUCUUCAACUUCCUACUCAACACGACUGACUACCGAAUCCUGUUUAAGGACGAGGACCAUGACCGCAUGUACGUGGGCAGCAAGGACUAUGUGCUGUCUCUGGACCUACAUGACAUCAACCGCGAGCCCCUCAUUAUCCACUGGGCGGCCUCCCCACAGCGCAUUGAGGAGUGCGUGCUCUCAGGCAAAGAUGGCAAUGGCGAGUGUGGGAACUUCGUCAGGCUCAUCCAGCCCUGGAACAGAACACACCUCUAUGUGUGUGGGACAGGCGCCUACAACCCCAUGUGCACCUAUGUGAACCGAGGCCGCCGUGCCCAGGCCACGCCAUGGACCCAGAUGCAGGUGGUGAGAGGCCGAGGCAGCAGAGCCACUGAUGGUACCCUCCGCCCGACGCCCAAAGCCCCACUCCAGGAUUACAUCUUCUACCUGGAGCCUGAGAGACUCGAGUCAGGGAAGGGCAAGUGUCCGUAUGACCCCAAGCUGGACACAACCUCAGCCCUUAUCAACGAGGAGCUCUAUGCUGGUGUGUACAUUGAUUUCAUGGGCACUGACGCAGCCAUCUUCCGCACACUUGGAAAGCAGACGGCCAUGCGCACGGACCAGUACAAUUCCCGGUGGCUCAAUGAUCCUUCAUUCAUCCACGCUGAGCUCAUCCCUGACAGCGCAGAGCGCAAUGAUGACAAACUCUACUUCUUCUUCCGGGAGCGGUCAACAGAGGCCCCUCAGAGCCCCGCUGUGUAUGCACGCAUCGGCCGUAUCUGCCUGAAUGAUGACGGUGGUCACUGCUGCCUGGUCAACAAGUGGAGCACAUUCCUAAAGGCACGACUGGUCUGCUCAGUGCCAGGUGAAGAUGGCAUUGAAACCCACUUUGACGAGCUCCAGGACGUGUUUGUCCAGCAGACCCAGGACGUGAGGAACCCCGUCAUUUAUGCCGUCUUUAUCUCCUCUGGCUCCGUGUUCCGAGGCUCUGCCGUGUGCGUCUACUCCAUGGCUGACAUUCGCAUGGUCUUCAAUGGGCCCUUUGCCCACAAGGAGGGCCCCAACUACCAGUGGAUGCCCUUCUCAGGGAAGAUGCCCUACCCACGGCCCGGCACGUGCCCUGGUGGAACCUUCACACCAUCCAUGAAGUCCACCAAGGACUAUCCCGACGAAGUGAUCAACUUCAUGCGUGGCCACCCGCUCAUGUACCAGGCCGUGUACCCGCUGCAGCGGCGGCCCCUGGUGGUGCGCACAGGCGUCCCGUAUCGGCUCACCACUGUCGCCGUGGACCAGGUGGAUGCAGCCGACGGGCGCUAUGAGGUGCUUUUCCUGGGCACAGACCGCGGGACAGUGCAGAAGGUCAUCGUGCUGCCCAAGGAUGACCAGGAGAUGGAGGAGCUCAUGCUGGAGGAGGUGGAGGUCUUCAAGGACCCGGCACCUGUUAAGACCAUGACCAUCUCUUCUAAGCGGCAACAACUGUACGUGGCCUCAGCUGUGGGCGUCACACACCUGAGCCUGCAUCGCUGUCAGGCAUAUGGGGCCGCCUGUGCUGACUGCUGUCUCGCCCGGGACCCCUACUGUGCCUGGGAUGGCCAGUCCUGUUCCCGCUACACAGCAUCAUCCAAGAGGCGGAGCCGGCGGCAGGACGUCAGACACGGGAACCCCAUCAGGCAGUGCCGUGGGUUUAACUCCAACACCAACAAGAAUGCGGUGGAGUCUGUGCAGUACGGGGUGGCUGGCAGUGCAGCCUUUCUGGAGUGCCAGCCCCGCUCACCCCAGGCCACUGUUAAGUGGUUGUUCCAGCGAGAUUCUGGGGACCGGCGCCGGGAGAUUCGUGCAGAGGACCGCCUCCUGCGCACGGAGCAGGGCUUGCUGCUUCGUGCCCUGCAGCUCGGUGAUCAGGGCCUCUACUCUUGCACAGCCACGGAGAACAACUUCAAGCAUGUCGUCACACGGGUGCAGCUGCAUGUGCUGGGCCGGGAUGCUGUCCAUACUGCUCUCUUCCCACCGCCAGCUGUGAGCGCCCUACCACCUCCAGGCGCAAGUGACCCAACACCUCCCUACCAAGAGCUGGCCCAGCUGUUGGCCCAGCCGGAAGUGGGCCUCAUCCACCAGUACUGCCAGGGCUACUGGCGUCAUGUGCCCCCCAGCCCCAGGGAGGCCCCAGGAGCACCCAGGCCUCCUGAGCUCCAGGACCAGAAAAAGCCCCGGAACCGGCGCCACCACCCACCGGACACAUGAGGCCAGCUGCUUGAGCCCUACAGUGGCCCAGCCUAGUCCUCAUCCCUUUUAAUAUAAAAGAUAUAUAAAUAUAUAUAUAUAUAUAAAAAUAUAUAAAAUAUCUAUAUUCUAUACACACCCUGCCCCUGCAAAGACAGUAUUUAUUGGUGGGUUGUAUAUAGCUUGCCUCAGUGGCAGCAUCGUCCAGCACCUGGACCCAUGGUGAUCAGAGACAGCAGAACACAGAGCCCACCUCACCAGGCCUGGCCAGUGGAGAGGACCAGGCCAGGACCAGGAAGUCCCCAGACUCAGGUGGGAGUCUACCUGCUCAACAGCCACCACCAGGAUCUGUGGACAGGGGGAGGGAAGAAGCCCUGCCUGGAUGGGGCUGGACUUCGCACCUGUGCCAAUGUGUGUGGUCAAGCCUUGCUGUGGCACAGACAUGGACUCGAGGACUGCUUUGGAGAGGGGGUGGGAGGGGUGGGCUCAGGUGCACUCAGAGAAGGGAACAAGGGACCGUCACAGGAUGCCGGCCCCUGCCUGGGAAGGGGCACUCAGCCGAGGGCAGCACCUUCCUGGGUAUUUAUUCUCUAUUUAUUGGGGACAGGAAGAAAGGAGUCCUGCCUGGGUGGGGCAGUCUGUGCAGCCCUUCUUCCCCUUCCUGCCUGUCUAAGACAGAGUUGUCCCAUCUCUUAAUUUUUCCUGUGCCACCUUGAUUUGAGGCUGGGAAAAUAGCAGAGGGGCCAGGCAUAGGCAGAGCUGAAGGGAGCAAGCCAGCCCUGAGGGGAGAGGGGCUUGGGGCCUGCAAGAGUCUCUCCAGGGCUCUUCCUCUGCCCACCACUCCAGGCAAUGGAUGUAAAUAGCUCUGGGGGCAGUUGGGUAGGUGGGUGGGGGCUCCUGGCAGCCCUCUGCUGCGCAGGCCACAACACCCUGGGAUUCCAUCUUGCUAAUAAACACUGGCUCUGGGACU
Molecule: messenger RNA, 3528 nt
Organism: Orycteropus afer afer
Lineage: Eukaryota; Metazoa; Chordata; Mammalia; Tubulidentata; Orycteropodidae
Gene: SEMA3F
Product: semaphorin 3F
Biological process (GO): negative regulation of axon extension involved in axon guidance; negative chemotaxis; positive regulation of cell migration
Molecular function (GO): chemorepellent activity; semaphorin receptor binding
Source: RefSeq, a predicted model, not a curated record